UGAUCAGCUGUGUCCAAUCACAGGGACAUGUACACUGAUCAUCACGGCACUGAUGAUCAGUGUGCCCUGAUGAUCUGUGCGGCUCCAGCAGUGCCACCUGUCAGUGUCCAUCAGUGCCAGCUGUCAGUGCUCAUUCAUGCCACCUGACAGUGCCAAUCAGUGCCACAUUUCAACACCUACCAGUGCACAUCAAUGCCACAUAUCAGUGCCCAUCUGAGCUGCCUUUCAGUAUCACCCAUCAGUGCCAGUCAGUGCCACCUAUCAAUGCCAGUCAGUGCCACCUAUCAGUGCUGCCAAUCAGUGCCACCAAUCAGUGCCAGUCAGUGCCGCCUAUCAGUG
Staurois parvus is the source of this 339-nucleotide messenger RNA. NCBI's taxonomy places the organism in Eukaryota, Metazoa, Chordata, Amphibia, Anura, Ranidae. The record is from the annotation of a GenBank genome assembly.